AUGCCACCAAAGAAGGUAAAAAAGACCCAGUUUGAGCCUAAAGAUUUGGUAUUGGCCAAAAUGCAUGGAUUUCCUGCGUGGCCAUCGUUUGUGAUGCCCGAAGACAUGGUACCGGAUGCAAUAUUGAAGGCAAAGAAGAAAACCACAAACUAUUGUGUCAUUUUUAUUCCUGAUGGAGAUUUCUACUGGAUGAGUGACAAGAACCUUGAACCCUUGUCGGAGGAAAAGUUGGACAAAAAAUUGGAAAAAAUUCCAAACAAGAACAAGCCGAAAAAGAAAGCUGGGGGAAGGACGCUUCAAGUUACUGAUGCACUUUUGGCGACGAAAGGAUUAGACUUUGACGAUUUCAUGGAGAGAUUAGACAAAGAUAGAAUUCAGGGAGAUGAGGAAGAUGAAGAAGUCGAAGGUUACGAGGACGAAGAGGAAUACGACGCAGAUGAAAUAAGUGAAUCAAAAAAACAAGACGGCGACGACGAAGAAGAAAAAGGAGAGGGAGAUUCAUUAGAGGAAGAUGAGAAUGCGUUGUCAGAUAGAAAUAGUAGAUCGAAAAGGAAGCGUUCUAUAUCUACCAACGGCAAGCGUAAAACUUUGAAGGCUUCCAAUACCACACCGACGGCGUCAUCACAGGCUGAAUACACGAACGGUCAUAAUAAGACUAAAGUAGAAGGAAGUCCGAAACUCACCGAAGAAGAAAAACAACACCAAUUAUGGCUUUGUCGGAUCAAAUUACAGCGAUCAUUAAUUCAAAGAAAUCAACCCGUUACCCCUGCAAACCCCAAACAGUUUCCACCUCCUACGGCCAACGAACUCCUGGUUGCUAGACUCAUAUUACACCGUUUAGUCGAGUUCCCCGUAAAUUUAGAAUUGCUCAAAAAAACCAAAAUCCAUAAAGUACUCAAAUGCAUAUUGAGGGACAAGGACCUCGAGUACCCUGACAGCUUCAAGUUGCACGAGAAGUGCGAAGAAUUGUUGGCGAAAUGGAACUCCAUUAUCGAAGAUUUAAAGGUAGAGAAGCUGAAAGAGCCUAAUCAGAGUUUGAACCAUAACCACUCGUCGUCUACCACGAGUGCGCUCACAGAUGUCAAGAACAGCGAGUCCAGACUCAGCAGUCUGGCGCCAGACGAAUCAGAAGUUUCAGCCCUCGAAAAUAUCACCACCGACUCCAUCAAAAAGGAACCUGCCAAUGGUAAUUCUGACUAUCGCCCUGAAAAUGACACCACCACGCAAUCUGAGCUCAAAGAUGAGCACAAAGAUUCUGAUGACAUUAAUGAGUCCAUCACCAACGAUGUAUCUGUGAUAAGCUGA
Molecule: messenger RNA, 1305 nt
Organism: Debaryomyces fabryi
Lineage: Eukaryota; Fungi; Ascomycota; Pichiomycetes; Serinales; Debaryomycetaceae
Exons: 1
Coding region: 1-1305 (434 amino acids)
Biological process (GO): regulation of transcription by RNA polymerase II
Cellular component (GO): nucleus
Molecular function (GO): transcription coregulator activity; double-stranded DNA binding
Source: RefSeq, a predicted model, not a curated record